Messenger RNA from Rhincodon typus (whale shark), 1248 nucleotides. Its product is annotated as MARVEL domain-containing protein 2-like. Gene Ontology annotation, cellular component: cytoplasmic vesicle; apical plasma membrane; bicellular tight junction. NCBI's taxonomy places the organism in Eukaryota, Metazoa, Chordata, Chondrichthyes, Orectolobiformes, Rhincodontidae. The record is from RefSeq and is a predicted model, not a curated record. The coding region runs from base 14 to 535 and encodes 173 amino acids. The transcript is spliced from 4 exons. Gene Ontology annotation, biological process: bicellular tight junction assembly.
AACAGCUGCAGUGAUGAUGACACAGAAACGGCCAUUCUCAUUCAAGCACAUGCCAUUCAGGAGAAACACAUCUCAGCCCCGAGAGGAGAUGGCCACCGGAAACAUCCAGCUCUGCUCCAAUUCUCCUGGGACCCUCAACAAAUCCAUUCCAGCUGGAUAUAUUCCAAAGCCCCUCAUAAUUCCUGAUUAUGUAACAAAGUACCCAAAGAUUGAGUCUGCAGAAGAACGGGAGAGAUAUAAAGGAGUAUUCAAUGACCAAUAUGCAGAAUACAGGGAACUACACUCUGAGAUACACGUGGCCAACAAAAAAUUCCAAGAGCUGAAAGUUCUCAUUGAGAAACUGCCUCGCUACACAGAGAGUUCAGAGGAACACAAACGAAUAAUGAAGAUCCUUAAGGAUUACAAGGAGAAAAUUGAAGACCCUGCUUUUGUGGAGAAAAAAGACCGAUGCAUGUAUUUGAAGAAUAAACUCUCAUACAUCAAACAGCGAAUCCAAGAAUAUGACUCUGAAUGCAGCUCCAAAGGCAAUUACUGAAAGCCCGACUCAAUUAAUAUCGAGGAAAAUAGAAACAUUUGCAUUUAGAUAUCAACUUUUUCAACCAUGAGCAAUUAUGAAGGGCUGAAUGGCCUCUUCCUGCCCCAUAACAAUUCUGUGAUUUUUUGUAAUUCUGCUUUUAGUGGGUGUAAUGUGCACAAACUCUGGGUUGCUGCCAGAAUCUCACUCGGUAGAGGCAGUUAGUGAUGUAAUGAGGGUAAAAAGGGAAUGUGCAAGAACCACUCCCCUCUCCCCCCGAAACCACCCCACCCUCAACGACUGCACUCCCACCCCCUCCAAAAGUGGUGAGGACCAUGUUCAGGAGGGUGUCCUGGCCACUUGUUUUGAUAAUUCUCUCAUGGGAUAUGAGCGUCACUGGCUGAGCAAACAUUUAUUGCCCUCCCCUAUUUUUCCUGGCAAAGGUGGGGGUGAGCUGCUUCCUUAUCCUGCUGCAGUCCAUGUGCUGAACAGAGUGUACAAUACUGUUAGGGAUCGAAUAUCCAGGAUUUUGACCCAGCCACACAGAAGGAACAAUGAUAUAUUUCCAAGUCAGGAUGGUGAGUCUCACCUUCAGCAUCCUAGGCUGCUGCUCCCAGUUAUCCUGGAAUUCUGAGUUGCAGUUUUUUUUCUUCAUUCACUGACGAGGGUGUUGCUGGCUAGGCAGCAUUUAUUGCCCAUCUCUAAUUGCCCAGAGGGCAGUUAAGAGUCAACCA